Polyodon spathula (Mississippi paddlefish) is the source of this 3077-nucleotide messenger RNA. Its product is annotated as zinc finger and BTB domain-containing protein 18-like. The record is from RefSeq and is a predicted model, not a curated record. NCBI's taxonomy places the organism in Eukaryota, Metazoa, Chordata, Actinopteri, Acipenseriformes, Polyodontidae. Gene Ontology annotation, biological process: regulation of transcription by RNA polymerase II. The transcript is spliced from 2 exons. Gene Ontology annotation, molecular function: DNA-binding transcription factor activity, RNA polymerase II-specific; protein binding; RNA polymerase II cis-regulatory region sequence-specific DNA binding. Gene Ontology annotation, cellular component: nucleus. Bases 664 to 2364 code for a protein of 566 amino acids.
AAUGUAACCUGAAACACAUAACUAUGGUUCUUAUAUUCUGUACUGUAGCUUUUUGGUCUGGUAUUAAAAUAAAGUUACAAAAAAGUAUUAAGAUCAAGAAAAGGGCUACAGGGGCGCUGAACCAUAACUAACUCAGAAAACAAUAUCAGCUGCACCGAUCUGUCAGUUGCAAAUGUUUACUGUUUUUUGGUUACUGCAGGGAAAACAUGAGAGGGUGGUUGCUGCAAUAGCAACAGUCAAGAGUCUCAGUUUUCACUUGCAUAUUUAUUUUUCUAAACUUUUCUACAAACCAAUGUGUCAAAUAAGGAAAUAGUUGUUUUAAUAUUUAAUAAUACCUAAUUGCACACAGAAAAAAAGUUUUCCAAAGAAGAUUCUGGUGGCAAGAGUGUAGAGGAGUAGCAUAUGGCAUUAAAAAGAGCACAGCUGGAGGUAGCAUUUCCAUCUGAACAUGAUGUCAGAGCAGCUGACAGCCGGCCACCCCCAGCCUUUUAUUCUAACACAGACAGGGAGUUAGUGUGUGCAGGUCUGUGUGAGGAGAAGGUAUCUCAUUCCCAUCCAACAUCAUCGCCACUUUGCAACUGUCUCUCUUGGUCUGGUUUUCUCACCAAUUCAGCAACAUAGCUGGAGCCAGCAAGGUUAACAGCACAGGACUUAAUCAAGUCUAUGCAUACAGCAGGUUAUGAAGACAGCAUGGAGUUUCCAGACCACAGCAGACAUUUGCUACAGUGUCUGAGUGAGCAGAGACAUCAGGGUUUUCUUUGUGAUUCCACUGUGCUGGUUGGCGAUGCCCAGUUCCGAGCCCACCGUGCUGUGCUGGCUUCGUGCAGCGUGUACUUCCACCUCUUUUACAAGGACCAGCUGGACAAAAAGGACAUUGUUCAUCUCAACAGUGACAUUGUUACAGCCCCAGCUUUCGCUCUCCUGCUUGAAUUCAUGUACAAGGGGAAACUCCAGUUCAAAGCCCUGCCCAUUGAGGACGUGCUGGCUGCUGCCAGCUACCUCCACAUGUAUGAUAUAGUCAAGGUCUGCAAAAAGAAACUGAAAGAGAAAGCCACAGCCGAGGCAGACAGUACCAAGAGGGAAGAAGAUGCCUCCAGCUGCUCUGACAAAGUGGAGAGCUACUCGGAAGGCAGCAGUGUGAACCCAGUGUGCGAGCUCCUACCCAGCGACGCAGAGGAUGAUGACUCCGAAAGCAACAAGAGAGACUUUCUCCCCGAGCCUGGGAACAUGUGGAUGAGGUUGCCCUCUGACUCUGUGGGUGCCCCUAAGACUGGUGGCAGCAGCAGCAGGGAGGCAGAGACACACACGGCGGCAGCUGGAAAAACAGAAACUGCCACCAGUCCCUGCAGUUCGACUGGGUCUUUGUCUCAAAGGUCUGUCACUUCCAGGAGGGUGUCGGCAGAUGCAGAUUGUGUGCUGGACUUGUCAGUCAAGUCAGGCCUGGCAGGGGGUGGUGGGGAGAGCCUCCCUGGAAACAGCCCUUACUUAUGUAGCACAGUUGCAAUGGCCCCAGACAGUUUGCAGAACAGCCUGGUCCAGGUAAAGGUGGAGAAAGAAGGGGCUUCUGACGAGGAGGACUUGGGCAAUGGUAAUUAUGAGAUGGAACACAGUGGUGGGGCAGCCACCAAGAAGGCACUCCCAAGCACCAAUGGUAGGGGGCUCCAUCUCCACCACCACCACAACCACCAUCACAGCCGACUCCAUUAUGAGACCACUGCCUCUCACCUUUCUGCCAUCCGUGAGGCCUCCCUGUCCAGUGAGCUAGACCGUGAGGACAAGGCGAGUGAGGACGAUGAGAUGCUAAGCUCAGAAAGUGAACGGCCCCAAGCAGAGGCCACCAGCAUAGACAACAGCCUGCUGCCCUAUGUCUCCAACAUGCUGAGCGCACCCCACAGUCAGAUCUUUAUGUGUCCCCUGUGCAACAAAGUCUUCCCCAGCCCACACAUCCUGCAGAUCCACCUCAGCACGCACUUCCGCGAGCAGGAGGGUGUGCGCACAAAGCCGGCCAGCGAUGUCAACGUGCCGACCUGCUCCAUCUGUGGCAAGACUUUCUCAUGCAUGUACACCCUCAAGCGGCACGAACGGACCCACUCGGGUGAAAAGCCCUAUACCUGUGCCCAAUGUGGUAAAAGCUUCCAGUACUCUCACAACCUGAGCCGGCACGCAGUGGUGCACACCCGUGAAAAGCCACACGCCUGCAAGUGGUGUGAGCGCAGGUUCACGCAGUCGGGAGACCUGUACCGACAUAUCCGCAAGUUUCACUGUGAGCUGGUGAACUCAUUUUCGGUUAAAAGUGAAGCACUGAACUUGCCUGCUGUCAGGGACUGGGCUAUAGAGGAUAGCUCUCAAGAACUCUGGAAAUAAACUAUAUGAAUUAUUUACAUAAAAAGACAUACAUUAUAAAUAAAUUGGGCAGAGGUAUGUUGGAAGGGGGUGUGAGAGAGAACAUGGUCAUGAAUCAGUCAUGUUUCUUGUACUUCAAUUGCAUUUCAACCUUUUACUGCUAAACUGCACUUUAGUAGCAAAUGAAAAUGUUACUACUUAAGCUGAAUAUAUUUUAAUUUUUUUUCCUGAUUUGAAGGGACGCAUAUUCAUUUUUUUCUUACUGUAACUACAUUUUUGUAUUUAAAUUUCUUUUGCGAAAACUGAACUCCCGCCGUAUAUAAAUUUGUGAGGAAAUGUAGACAUUUUUGGUGUAACUGAAGUCAGGAACUUGGCAUCAGUAUGACAGUAAUCGCAUGCCUGGCUAUCACUUUUUUGUGUUCGACAUUUAGCCCCCUACAGUUACAUAGUAUGAAAUAUUGAACAAGAAAAAAUACACUAAAUAGGUACCGUGAGCCAUUUUUUUUUUUUAUAGUGCACUACUGUAGUUUAAAUUUAAAUAAUAAAAUAAUUAAAUGCAUUGAAAAGCCCUGGAGGGAAGCAUUGAGGGUUGGGUGAUACUGUAUAUGUUUUCUUGUGCUACUGUGAAACCUGACUGAUGGUUGACGAAAGGGAACUCAUUUAAUGUGUGGUAUCCCUUUUCAAAUGAGCUGUAGGUUUCUCACAAAUGGGUAGCUUGGCACAGAUUUUUUUUU